CGACUUCUGCUCACAGAAAAUAAUAACAGCACCCAACACCUUCACCCACCACUAACUUCAAACAUCAUGGCAGAUCUCAAGUCUCGGAAGAUCUCCUUCAUUGGAGGUGGCAAUAUGGCUGCUGCCAUCAUAUCGGGUCUGGUGUCCAAAGGAUUCGAGAAGAAGCAGGUCACAGUCUCGGAGCCAUGGGACGUCAACCGACAGAAGAUGGCAGAUCUUGGAGUCAACACCACAGCAAACAACACUGAAGCAGCGACCGGCGCAGAUAUCAUCAUCCUGGCCAUCAAACCUCAAGUGGCCAAGACAGUGUGCCAAGAACUUGCCGCAUCCGCUUUCUCAUCUGCAAAUCCUCAGCCUUUGGUCGUGUCCAUUGCCGCAGGCAUAACAAGCGCAAGUCUGAAGGACUGGUGCCGGACCAAGGAAGGAAACAGCCCGGCCAUCGUCCGCGUCAUGCCCAACACUCCUGCUCUACUCGGGGAAGGUGCGAGCGGUCUAUAUGCUGAGAAAGACGUUUCAGAGAAGCAGAAGGCUUUGGCUACUGCUUUGCUUCAGAGCGUGAGCCGAGCGAUCGAAUGGGUAGAAAAGGAAGAGCUACUGGAUGUAGUGACUGGACUCUCCGGCUCCGGGCCCGCCUACUUCUUCGCCAUGGUCGAACAUCUUGUCGCAAGUGCUACCAAGCUCGGCCUUUCCGAGGAACAGGCUACGAGGCUUGCCACGCAGACAUGUCUCGGCGCCGGGAAGAUGCUUGUGGAGGGCAAGGACUCUCCUUCCCAGCUCCGAAAGAAUGUCACAAGCCCGAACGGUACAACUCAGGCUGGUCUGGAGAGCUUCGAGGCCUCUGGCUUUGCAGCGAUUGUCGACAAGGCUGUAAAGGCUGCUACCGAAAGAGGAGAGGAGCUCGGCCGAACUUUAGGCAAUCAAUAGACGAAAAGUAUGAAAGAUUCGAUCCCCUUGUAUUCGCGUCCGAGGAGCGGCGAUCAGCAUGUAUCGAGAAGCAAGGCGGUCAUAUGCGUUGAUGUGGAGCCCCGCAGCGCGCGGCGUUCUAAAAGUUAUAAUACCUACAGCGACCAGACAAGAUGCCACUUUUGAUCAGCGAAAUCCCCACAGCGUGUCAGUGUAAGCCUCGG
Molecule: messenger RNA, 1127 nt
Organism: Pseudocercospora fijiensis CIRAD86
Lineage: Eukaryota; Fungi; Ascomycota; Dothideomycetes; Mycosphaerellales; Mycosphaerellaceae
Exons: 2
Coding region: 67-924 (285 amino acids)
Biological process (GO): L-proline biosynthetic process
Molecular function (GO): pyrroline-5-carboxylate reductase activity
Source: RefSeq, a predicted model, not a curated record